Molecule: messenger RNA, 882 nt
Organism: Durusdinium trenchii
Lineage: Eukaryota; Dinophyceae; Suessiales; Symbiodiniaceae
Source: the annotation of a GenBank genome assembly
AUGUCCUACAUCCUCACGGCCGAUGGCCCCAAGCUCCCCUGGGAGCUUGAUGAAGCCACGCCUGACGUGUCCACGCCAGAGCCCAGUGCAGGGCGGAGUGGAGCUCCCGUCAGCAAGCUGCCCGGAGUGGGUGGCUAUGCAGAGCAGCACCCGGUGAAGCGGGACGAGCCCACAGGCACCGGAGGCCGCGUCGAUCAGCUGGACCUGCUGCGGCGGGCGGAAGAGGGCUCGGCCCUGGAGCUGAAGGCGCUGCUGCAGCGAGGCGUCGAGGUGAAUGUGUACGCGAGUGAGUUCCGGCUCUACCCAGGCUCCUCCCGGAUGUUCUGCACUGAUUGGACUCCCUUGACUGCGGCGGUCUUUGCUGGGCACGACGAGGUGGUUCAGGUCCUUUUGGAGGCCCGGGCCAAUGUCAACGAGGUGUGUUGCUGCUGUACCUCCAGUGGGCCCUACAGCUACUGGUCGGCGCUGGACAUUGCCAGAGCUGGGGAAACGCUUCCUUCCGAAAGGGAUCCGCAGAAGCACAAGCAGCCCAGGCAUCCCGGCAUCGAGAAAGUGCUGCUGAGCGCUGGGGCCAAAGUGGGGUCCAAGCUACCCGAGCCGCCGCAGAUGAAUACCUACGGCAACCUGCCUGAAGGCAAUCAGCGGCGGAACCCCUGCUUAGACGAGCAUGGCUUCCCCGUGCGCCCGAAGCACCUGUACAGCGAGGAGGAGGAGUUGCAGCGCAUGAGCGCGCUGGGUGCGCCCAAGUUCAGCCGGCACCCAGGCGGUGGAGGCGGCUGCCCCAUGACAAGCAUGGGAAUGAUGGCCGUGAGCCAGACGGAGGGAGGCCCACGAAUCUACAGCGGUGUAGUUUCCACGAGUCAGACCAAAGCCGACGCAUGA